Asparagus officinalis (garden asparagus) is the source of this 1487-nucleotide messenger RNA. RefSeq lists its product as uncharacterized. NCBI's taxonomy places the organism in Eukaryota, Viridiplantae, Streptophyta, Magnoliopsida, Asparagales, Asparagaceae. The transcript has 3 exons. The record is from RefSeq and is a predicted model, not a curated record. Bases 148 to 1275 code for a protein of 375 amino acids.
GGGAAAAGAGAGAGAGAGAGAGAGAGAGAGAGAGACAACUCCCCCUUUAUAUUCUCCCCUCUCCUUCUUCUUCUUCGAUCAUCAGAAACCCUAAUAAAUCCAAAUCCACUCUUCAAUAAUUACUUCCCCUGCCAUCGUCGAUCGCUGAUGGCUCGAGGUUUCAGCGGCGUCAAAGACGACCUGAACGAGAUUCGCCGCCACCUCCUCGACAUCGCCUGCUUCCUCUCGCCCCUCAUCGGAGCGGCGGCAGAUUACACCGAUUCGCCUCCGGCGUCGCCUCACAAAGAGAAGAGAAACCCUAACCCUAACCCUAGCUCUGCUUUGACCAACCAGCAGCAGCAGCAGCAGCAACUGGAGAGGAGAGUGGUGGUUGCUGGGGUUUUGAAUGAUUUGGCGGAGUUUGGUGGGGGAUUGAAGAGCGGAAUUGGGAGGAUUUCCAGUGUUUGGAGGAGGAAUCGGAGUGGUAGUAGUGGUGGGGGGAUGAGGGAGGAGGUUGUGAUGUUUGUUAGGGAUUUGGUCAAGUGUCCUGAAUCUUGGAUGGAGUUUCCAGUCCCUGUUGAUGAUUAUUUUCAUAUGUCCCAUCAUCAAAGAGACCAUAUAGAAACUGUUGAACGUCUGGUUCCAAGUUUAUCUACACUUAGAAUAAGCCUUUGCCCACGUUUCAUGACUGAGAAAAGCUUCUGGAAGAUAUACUUUGCUCUUUUGCAUCCGAGGUUGAAUAGGGUUGAGUCUGAUUUCUUAUCAACCCAGCAGAUUGUGGAAGAGAUGCGCAUAAAUCUGAAAAAGAAGAUGCAAGAUAGAUUACAACUGGAGCCUCAGCAUGCUGUAGCUGAGAGCUCUUUCUUGAACACAAGUGACAAGGAAAUAGAUACCCAACAGGAGGCAAUCCACACAAAUCCGAACAAGGAUCAAACUACAGGCUCUGAAUCUCAGAAGCAUAUUUCUGACAGCUCCUCUGAUGAUAUCCAACAGCAGGCGACAGAAGCAAAAACCCUACAGUACUUUGAUAGGUGGUUUGAUUCCCCUGAUGUCGCAAGAGAGGCAAAUUCUUCCACCGAAAGCAGAAAACAAAUUAGCAGCAGAGAAUAUGACGCCUACAGUGAGGCAGAAGACAGUGACACUAUCCUUUUGCAGAGAAAGUAUAGGAAUUCAUCAUCCAUGGAUUCAGUUGAUCAUGGCUAUUCUUUGGUUUCCUCAGAUGUAUCCUUACCACCGUUGAGCAGAAAGCCAUCCUAUGAACACACUUCUGACUAUGAACUUGUGGAGAGGUCUUGAAUAAAGAGUCCUAAGGUUUUCUCUUUUCUUUUGUUUCCUGUUUAUUACCUAAAAUUUGUAAAGGGGUUAUCUUUGGACCUUCAUCGUUCUGUAAAUGAUGUCGCUCGAAGCUUUGGCUGGCUUCUCGGGUUGAUUGUAAAGGUAUGGGACUAAUUUGCGUGAAUUAAUUACAUAUAAAUGUGCCCAUAAAGCUGGCUUUGUCCUUGAUGUCU